Molecule: messenger RNA, 2240 nt
Organism: Drosophila subpulchrella
Lineage: Eukaryota; Metazoa; Arthropoda; Insecta; Diptera; Drosophilidae
Product: myosin heavy chain, embryonic smooth muscle isoform
Exons: 5
Coding region: 179-2029 (616 amino acids)
Biological process (GO): intraciliary transport
Cellular component (GO): axoneme
Source: RefSeq, a predicted model, not a curated record
ACAUCAGUCGUAACCACAGCAGCAGGCACUUGGUUUUCAGUUAUAUUUGGACAUCGCCUCGCACCGGCUCUCCAUCCAUCUUUCCAACUACACUAAACAUCCGAAUCGGCCUCUGAAAAAUUAUUAGCUUUUUCGAGCUAACCCAGUGAUAUCCUCCGGAGCAGCGGCAGGAUCUUAGAUGGUAUCGCCGCGCAAGCCGGCAUCGUCCUACGGCCCAAGAGCACCCCGCUUGGAAGCGAACAAUCUGAUGGCAGCGUCGGCAAAGAGCUGCGAGAGCCUAUUCUCGGCCAGCUCCCGGGAAUCGGCCAGUUUGAUCUACCAGAGGAGCAAACCUGCCCAACAACGUGGCGGCAUGAAGGGCUCCUCCGGCACCAGCCACCCGACGAUGUCCUCCCAGAAUCACAGCGAGAUCCAUCAGCGGGUCAUGUCCGCGAGGAAUCUGCGCGCCAAGACCUUCCAGAAUCAGCUGGCCGAUGCCCAGGCGGAGAUCGCCAACCUGGCGCACGAGAACCGCAUGCUGCGCACCCUCCACAAGCGCCAGUCCUCGGCGCUGAACAAGUACGAGUCCAACAACGCCGAGCUGCCGCAGUUGCUCCACUCCCAUGCCGAGGAGCUGCGCGUGUGGCAGACCAAGUACAGGAACCUCCAGGCCGCCAACAAGGACCUCGAGCUGAAGCUCAAGCAGAAGGAGGCCAUCAUCCUGUCGCUGAGCGAUCAGAACAAGCACUACAGCCAGCUCAACAAGGAUAAAAACCUCGACGAGCGCCAGAAGCUCCAGGAGAAGCUGAAGUCCCUGGAGCAGCGUCUGGAGGACAAGGAUAACGACAUGAAGCUGAUGGCCCGCAAGGUACAGCUGGAGUCGAAGAACUUCCGCCAGCAGCUGCUCAACGAGCAGAAGAAGGGCAAGGAGGUGAUGCUGAAGCUGGAGAAGGCCAGGCUGGAGAUCAGUGGCUACCGCAAGCUGGAGGAGUACACUCUCGGCACCGAGAAGGUGAAUCCCCUUUCCUCUGGACGGCGCACUAAGCUGAGCGGAGUCACCGAGGAGCCGGACAAGAUCGACAAGCUGGAGAAAUCAUUGGAUAUGCUGGACAAGGCCAUCGAGAAGAACAACCAGAGCGAGUUCAACGCCCUGACGGACGUCAUGGAAUCGGAAUCGUUCUAUGACUUCGAAAAGGACAGUGCGGAAGACAAGAGUGGGCCGAGCACUCCGCCUGGCCAGCCGGAGCGACAGACGGCAGGAGGACGUGGCGGCAAGCUCGUACUGCCGCCGGCCACCAACCACACCAAGAUGGGUCAGAACGCGAGCCGUUCCACUCUCAGCCAAGUGCUGUCGGCCCAGGGAAGGAUCCCAGUGUCCUCCGCAAAGGCUGCUAGAUCCAGAAUUGGCGUGGCAGCUCCCAAGGCGGGAAGUGUCCAGGCCAGCAAACGUCGUGAACCGGAAGUCCUGUCCAGAAUGACAUCCGCUGAGGUCAAGUCCAAGCAGCAAUCCCUGAAAUCCCUGGAGUACGAGUACGAGGAUGACUAUGAGCAGGCGGGCGAGGAUGAUGAGGAUGACGCCUACGCCAUGAUGGGCAAGAUGUGCGAGGAGGGCGAGGAACCAGAGGACAACAGCGAAGAGAAUGCCAACGAGGCCAGUCUCGUGAAGUAUGCCGCCUACCUGGACGCCAAGAGCAGCGAGGGCGAUCCUCUGGAGGAGUCGCUUGAGGAUGACGACGAGGGAACGGAUGGCCAGCAAACGCAGCGCAGUGAUGACGAGCAGUCCCAGGACAACAGUGUUCGUGCUCCGCGUCUGAAGGAAAACAUGUCCAGCCUGCGCAAGCAGAUUUCGGAUGACUACAAGGAGCGCGAGAGCUUCCUGAAGACGUUCUGCCGCCAGGCGAGCAACAGCAACAUGCGCGACGAUCCGGCGCCCAAGAAGAGGAACAGCAUCGCCGGCGGAGCGGCGGCCAGUAGCCACAUGACCGGCAGCCGCAAGCACGCCCUCCUGGCCGCCCUGAAGACGAUCGACGACAACAAGAGCCAGGACUAGAGUACACCACGUUAGUUCCACCCAUGUCCAGUUCAAGUUAGUCCCUAAGCGGUGUUGAGUUAUAUAUAUAUUUUUCAAGCUGAGACCGGUGCUUCCGGCCCAGUUGGAGCAGCUGCAUCAGUGGCUGGCCCAGGAGUAUCCAAUUCAACCACUGCUGCAGUUGCUCCAGCGCCGGCAGCGCGGACGUUGAGUAAAUUUUAAUAGAAAUAUA